This is a messenger RNA of Acipenser ruthenus (sterlet), 5438 nucleotides long. Its product is annotated as mitogen-activated protein kinase kinase kinase 12-like. Gene Ontology annotation, molecular function: JUN kinase kinase kinase activity; ATP binding. Gene Ontology annotation, biological process: JNK cascade; protein autophosphorylation. The transcript is spliced from 14 exons. Lineage: Eukaryota; Metazoa; Chordata; Actinopteri; Acipenseriformes; Acipenseridae. Bases 493 to 3225 code for a protein of 910 amino acids. The record is from RefSeq and is a predicted model, not a curated record.
GACCAUUCACCGACUCCAGGGCGUGACUGCGGGUCGUGCGAGAAAAAAAACACACAGGAGCGGGGAAUCAUUUCUACAGCUGUACGUGCAAAUCGAAAAUACCGCAAUUAAAAAAAAAAUAAGAGGGGAACAAGCAUGAAAGGAGCGGUAUUGUAUUAUUAAAAUCUAACAAAACAUCUGUGUGAAACAGGCGCCGUUGUGCCCGCUGCGCGAGUGUUGACACAGUGUACCGCCGCUGAUUCUAUCGGUAAUAUCAUUAGCCAGAUGGGGCUAGAGCAUUAAUGGCUUGAGUCGGGGAAGGCUGUCCUCUCUUUCUCUUGUCUGUCUAUCUCCCCGAAGAAAAGAAACCGCAGCCCAGGCUUGUAAGGGUCUGUGCAUUGUGGGGCUGCAGCCUGCGUGCUCAGUGCAACCGAAACACGCGAAAAUACUACAACAGACCCCCCACCCCUCUCAUCCCGAACACAGCGGGCUCUCUCAUGAGCACAGCCUCUAAUGGCCUGCAUCCACGAGCCCCGAGCCCCCUCUCCCUCCCUCUCCUGCUUUAGCUCCUCCCUGUCGGAGCCGCCGUUCCGCAGGCUGGACCCCGAGACUGCCCCCUGCACCCCCGAGAAGGAUCUGACCCCCACCCAGUGUGUCCUGCGCAACGUGCUGCAAAUGGAGCCUGGAGGGGCGGGGCAGUGCGGGGGCCACAGCCCCACCCCCAGCGACGAGCCCCCCGAGCACUUCGCCAACAGCGUGCUGAAGCUGCACGAGAACGAGGCUGGGGGCGGGGCGGAGGCGGGGCACCGCGCCGAGGGAGGGGCCGUGCGGGGCCAAUCGGACGAGGGGAGGAUUCAGUGUCAGUCCGGGGCCGGCUUCCUGGAGGGGCUGUUUGGCUGCCUCAAACCCGUCUGGACUAUGAUCGGGAAAGCUUACUCCACAGAGCACAAACAGCACCAUCACCAGGAGGAGUGGGAGGUCCCAUUCGAGGAGAUCUCUGAUCUGCAGUGGGUCGGGAGCGGCGCGCAGGGCGCUGUGUUUUUGGGGAAGCUGCACGGCGAGGAGGUGGCUGUGAAGAAGGUCCGGGAGCUCAAGGAGACGGACAUCAGGAACCUGCGCAAACUCAAGCACCCCAACAUCAUCACCUUCAGGGGUGUGUGCACGCAGGCUCCCUGUUUCUGUCUCAUCAUGGAGUACUGUGCCCAGGGUCAGCUCUAUGAGGUUAUGCGAGCCGGGCGCAAGAUCACUCCCUCCCUGCUGGUGGACUGGUCCAUGGGCAUCGCGGGGGGAAUGAACUACCUUCACCUGCACAAGAUCAUCCACCGGGACCUCAAGUCCCCCAACAUGCUGAUCACCUGUGAUGACCUGGUGAAGAUCUCGGACUUCGGCACCUCCAGAGUGCUCAGUGACAAAAGCACCAAGAUGUCCUUCGCGGGUACGGUGGCCUGGAUGGCUCCCGAGGUGAUCCGCAAUGAACCCGUCUCCGAGAAGGUGGACAUCUGGUCGUUCGGGGUGGUCCUGUGGGAGAUGCUGACUGGCGAGGUCCCCUACAAGGACGUGGACUCCUCAGCCAUCAUCUGGGGCGUCGGGAACAACAGCCUGCAGCUGCCCAUCCCAGAGAGCUGCCCUGACGGCUUCAAGAUUCUUCUGCGACAGUGCUGGAACUGCAAGCCACGGAACCGCCCGUCGUUCCGGCAGAUCCUGCUGCACCUGGACAUCGCCUCUGCGGACUUGCUCUCCACCCCCCAAGAGACCUACUUCAAAUCACAGGCGGAAUGGCGCGAGGAGGUGAAGCAGCACUUUGAGAAGAUCAAGUCCGAGGGGACGUGUCUGCACAGGCUGGACGAGGAACUCGUCAACCGGAGACGCGAGGAGCUGAGGCAUGCGCUGGAUAUCCGUGAGCACUAUGAGAGGAAGCUGGAGAGAGCCAACAACCUCUACAUGGAGCUCAACGCAGUCAUGCUGCAGCUCGAACUGAAAGAGAAAGAGCUGCACAGACGGGAGCAGUCUAUGGAUAAGAAGCACCCCGGUCUGUUCAAACCUCACACCCCUCGCCCUGCUGGGCCGGCGAACUCCAUGGACAAACUCAUCAAGAAACGCAACGUGCCCCAAAAGCUACCGUCCCACAACAAGCGGCCGGACCUCUUGAAGUCAGAGGUCAUCCUUCCGAAGCUCGACUCCUCAAUGACUCAGGUGACCAUCCCCGCCCAUCCUAACAAGGGCUCAACCUCACCGGGCCGGUCGCGGAGGGGCAAGCCGCGUUACCGCAAGGCAGGCAAGGGCAGCAGCGGGGACCUGGCGGGACUGAAGGCUGCCCUCUCCCCUGCGCCCCUGCCGGCCAUGCACCUGGACCCCAGCGCCGCCCUCCGGGGGCUGCAGCACGACCUCCUGCUCAAGAAGAUGUCCUCCUCCAGCCCUGACCUCAUCUCCACUACCCUGGAGGCGGAGGGCAGGGCGAAAGGCGAGACGGGCAUGGACCGGGGCAGCCGUAGCGUCUCCGGAGGGCUGGGAGGGGCUGAGACCGAGGACCUCACGGAGACUCCGCCCCGCAGCGACACCCCCAGCGAAGACGCCGCCUCCAUUCCGUUCUCCAGCAGCCCUGAUUCGCCCUGUGGGAAGGGAGGAGCCGCCGGGAGGGGCUCAGCGCUGGGGCAGCCACGCCCCCCGCAGGAGGGGGAGGAGAAAGAGGAGGGGCCUGGGGGCAGGCUGCCCAGGGGAGGGGCAGGGGGGAGUGGCCAGCCGCACCUCACACCGGCAGCUAUCUUGUACCGGGCAGCUGUCACCAGGAAACAGAAGCGUGGCGUCUCGUCCGAGGAGGAGGGAGAGGUGGACAGCGAGGUGGACAUGCCACGGAGACAAAGGCGGCCGGCAGCGGCGAUGUCCAAGUGCCAGUCCCUGUCCACCUUCAGCUCGGAGAACCUGUCCGUGUCGGACGGGGAGGAGGGCAACACGAGCGACCACUCGCACAGCGGCACGCCCGACGUGGUCAGCACCAACACCGACGAGCGGCUAGACGACAAGUCCGAGGACCUGCUGUCCCAGAGCUCCGAGAUCCCCGUGGACAUGCUGCUGCACUCCGACGGGCUGUCCGAGAAAGAGGCGGCCGUGAGGGAGGUCAAGACGCAGCUGAACGCCAACGUGCACGAGAACCCCCCUGUUUACGAUGACUCGGACUGCGACAGCGCAGAGCUAGACAACUCAGGCAGUGCAGAGGCCAGCCAUCCGUCCAGCACAGCCACAUGGUGAUCGCGAGGACCCCUGUGUACAGACACCCCCCUCCCUCCCAAAUCACACCCCAGGACCCUGCUAGGAGACCCUCCAUCUCUCCCCUCUUCAAUCCAGGAGCUUUAUUUUAACAUCAGUGGAUUUAUAAACGAUCUGUUCUUUAUUUUUUGAUUGUAUUUAUUAUUUAUGAAUUUGGUUUUAUUUGGCAUAAAUGAUACAGGUACACACGCUGCCAACAAAAAAAAUUCUUCCCUCUCAUUUACAAAGUAACAUCCUCACCCGUGCCAAUUAACUACUCAGUCGUGCUAAAUUCAGAUAUAAGAAACAAACCUUUCAACGAGAAGGAAUCAGGCAUUAGUUCAUUUUGAAGCGUACUACCAAAAAAUAUAUCUAUGUACUAAUAACUUCAUCGACAUGGUAGACGAUUGUCAAGUUUUCCAUGCACGAGAAAGCACUUAGUCAAAAUAAGAUUUGAAUUGGAUAUUUUAAAUGGGCCAGAGAAUGGCUUGAAGCAUUAAGACUGGCAAGAGCUUGUCCUGUUUUCUGCUCUCCUUCCAAAUGGAAAUUCAAAUUAAAGCCUUUUGCUCUUCCGUAAUUUUUUUUUGGUGGCGAGCCUGAUCGAACAACUUUGUAUGUUUUUUUUUUUAUUAGUAUUUAUUUAUAUGCUGUAUUUAUUAUUUUAAUAUAUAUAUAUAUAUCAGGGAUUAAGUUUACACCUUGUCGAUUUUUAAUUUUUGUAAAUAUUUCAGAUGUUCUAUUUAAUGUCCUGACACUGUACAUAACGACGCUGUAUAACUGAAACACAUUGGUGCUGACCACGUUGACUUAGAAAGGACCCUGCAUGGCGGGCAGUAUUCUGGAAGCUGAGACUUCGAGAGGUGGUCGUGUGUCCGACGGGCUGCAAAGCAUUCACUGUUCAGCUAACUGCACUUGGAGUGAAAGCUCUCAGGCAGUGCUCUCAGCACAGGACUGCAGUUCACAGGGCCAGUCUUCUCUUACCUGCUGUCAUAAGCGAAGUGAUGCUACUGAGCUCCAAACCAUUUGGGAAACGCAUCCUCUCGCUCUCUCUCUGCUGAUUGUAUCAGUAUGUAUAGAAAAUAACACCAUGUAGAUCCUCUUCAGACUAUCAUCCACUCUCCAGUAUACCACAUAAUACUUCACGCAUGCCCACGGCCACGGAGCUCUGGACAGGAUAAAGGGUCUAAACUUUGCUGCUGACGAUUACCAAUGGAGUGGAAUAGGCUGACAGCGAUCAGUUCACAUUCAAAUUUAAACUAAUGACUGCAUAAAGAGAUCGAGCCCUUGAUAACCUGUGUUUGGAAGAAAUGUCCCGCUCAGUUUCAGGAGUUAAAAGUUUUGUCGUUUAUUAAAAUGCCCCCCUUUUUUUUAAUAAAAUCAAUUGGUUUGUCUUUUUUUUUAACAGAAAUGCCAGAUCAAAGAUAUCUAAAACCACAAGGGUCUAUGAGAUCGGGGUUUUGCUUACAAGUGACGGCUAAACUACUGAACUAUUAAACUAUUUACUAUGGUUUUCACCUUUUAAAUUACACCCUAUGUAGGCUCACUUGUGCAGUUUUGCAAAUUUUAAGGCAAUUUUCCCACUUCGGGGAUAAACUCAGACACAUCUGAUCUUGUUACCUAUAGACUGUGGCUAUGCUUAGAUUAAAACCUGGAAUGGAUGAGAUUACUAUGCAAUAGGAGUCUUCUUAGCAUCCCUCUACUUUGCAUCCAUUUUCUUAUACAUAUUUCGAUGUUAACGCCAUCUCAAUCACAUCUCGUAACAUUUAACAUACUAAAGGCAUUAAAAAUGGAUGCAAAGGAGUCAGAAGAUACCUUAAAAACAAGCAAAAACUGCACAAGCAAAUAGAAACAAAAAGGAAAUGGCACCAGACAUGUGAAUUCCUGAAAACAGACCUGGUGGUAGUUCCAUUAGCAGCAAAACAAACUCCGUACUAAAACUGGCUUGCCACUUGUGUUGAAAUUCCCAUCUUCCAUCCUUGUGUCUAAAAGCAGCAGCAGAGUUGACCGUAGCAUCACACCCCAGCUCCGCUGCGGAAUCCUGCCCGCUGAGCGCCGAGAGGAGGAGGCGCAUGUAUGACAGCUCCAACUUUACCCUGGAAAAGCCAUACAUCCCCCAGCCUCGUUUGAAAAUGUACUCUUUUUAUAUAUAUACACACACCGCAUCAUGUAUUGCACCUGUGUACUAUAGGAAAUGUAUUUAAAAAAAAAAAUUACAU